AUGGCGCCGCGCCCCCCGCUGCCGCUGCUGCUGCUCGCCGCGACCUUCCUGAUCGCGCGCUGGAGCUCGGCGCUCGCGCAGAAUGUCAAUGACUCGCCCGUGCUGGACGUGGAGCCCGAGGUCUCAUGCGAGGCGGCCACCGAUUGCCUCGCGCAGGGACUCGAGCACAGCACGUGCCGCGCCGGCGUCUGCGUGGACGACGCGCUGUUCCCGCUGUCGCGCGAGGAGAUCGCCGGCUCGAUCAGUGCCUUCUUGGCCAGCGUCGUGGCCGCCGGCUCCGGGCUGGGCGGUGGUGGCCUGCUCGUGCCGCUGUACAUUAUGACCAUGUCCAUGUCUUCGCACGAGGCUGUGCCGCUGUCCAAGGCCACGAUCUUCGGCGGGGCCAUCGCGAGCUUCCUGCUGAACGUGAGGAAGCGGCACCCGCUGGUUCGCAGCCGCCCGUUGAUCGACUACGAGACGAUCUUGCUCAUGGAGCCCAUGACGCUGGCCGGCACCAUCAUCGGCGUCAACAUGAACGCCGUCUUCCCCGAGUGGCUCAUUACCUUGUGCAUCGUGUGGCUGCUGACCAAGACGGCCUUGCGCACGUACAGCAAAGGCAAGACGAUCUGGAAGGAGGAGGCGGACGCGGACACGAAGAUCGUGAGCGAUAUCGUGGCGUACUGGCGGUUGCUUCCCUACGAGUCCAACUUCAAGCAGUUCCGGGCUGUAGCGCGGGCCUACCUCAAGUGGAAAUCCUACAAGUCGCCGGAGAAGGAGGAGCUCCGACUCAAGAUCUUGGCUGGCAAGGCCAGCAGUGAGGAGGACCACAGCUCUUCGAACAGCACAGAGGCGAGCACCGAGGAGGAAGCUAGCAGUGAUGAGAACGAGAGCGAGUCUCUGAUGAGCUGGGGUCUGCAGGACAAGAAGCGGCCGGUGAAGUUUCUCUCCGUGGAGGAGAUUGCCAAGGCACGACGCACAGUCCCGAUGGCGGACAUGGGAGUGCUGUUUCUGACGUGGGUCGGCCUUGUGCUGUUUUCGAUGGCAAAAGGCGGCCAUGGCACACCCAGUGUCAUCGGUCUUUCGUGCGGAUCCUUCGGCUAUUGGUCCCUGAUUGUCGUCUCGUUCCCAUUCUUCAUGGGCGUGACGAUCUACUUCGGCAUGAAGAUCAGUCGGUUCCAUGCGAUGCUGCAGGCUUCCGACUAUACGUACGCCAAGGGCGACAUGGUCUGGACCAAGCAUGCGGUGAUCAAGUACCCGGCGCUGUGCACUGCGGCUGGUGUAGCUGCCGGCCUGCUGGGCAUUGGCGGCGGCAUGGUCAAGGGCCCACUGCUGCUGGAGAUGGGGCUGAUCCCACAAGUAUCUUCUGCCACCUCGUCGUCCAUGAUCCUGUUCACGUCCUCCGCGACCACGAUCCAGUUUAUCAUCCUGGGCACGCUGUCGGUGGAGCACGCGCUGUGGCACGGCACGGUCGGCUUCAUCGCCGGCCUCAUCGGCCAGCUGGGCAUGUCGUACUUGAUCAAGAAGUACCGCAAGUCGGCGCUUGUGAUCUUCCUCAUUGCCAUCUUCAUCGGAGUCAGCGGCGGCGUCAUGGGCGUGCUGGGCGUGGCGCGCAUCUCCGAGAUCGGCUUCGGAGGCUUCCGCUCGCUCUGCCUGAGCUAA
Messenger RNA from Phytophthora sojae, 1638 nucleotides. RefSeq lists its product as hypothetical. The coding region runs from base 1 to 1638 and encodes 545 amino acids. The transcript has a single exon. The record is from RefSeq and is a predicted model, not a curated record. NCBI's taxonomy places the organism in Eukaryota, Oomycota, Peronosporomycetes, Peronosporales, Peronosporaceae. Gene Ontology annotation, cellular component: Cul4A-RING E3 ubiquitin ligase complex; membrane. Gene Ontology annotation, biological process: protein ubiquitination.